UGGGUCAGUCCUUUAUAUCCAACAACCAGUUUAGGGGGUUUGAAAAUGUGCAACAGAAAAUGAAAAAAAUAUUAGUAUGUGCUAGUUUAUAUUGAUGGAGAUACGUGUUAUAUAAUUAAAUAUAAAAAUGCAAAAACAUACAUAAAAGUCUCCAGUCUCUGAAUACAAAGAUUAACAGAUAGGUUUUAUAAUAUUGAAAAGGUGGACACUUUCUGAGGAAGGACAGAAUCUACAAAAGAACUGUCCGCCCUAAAGGAGGACGAUUGGCCACCUUAUUUAUAUUCAAUUUUGACGUUUGAAUAUGAACUUUAUUUUGCCACUCGAAGCGAAGAGUCGUUCAGUGAUUGAAAGAUUCAUCCUUCCAUAAAUUUUGCCGAUACUAGCGCCUCAGACGGGAUAUUAGGGAGACUUUCUUUUGAUUUCUUCCUUUGCUAAUAGAUGGCUCGCUUUUCUGUCAUCUUCAAGAUGCCGAUAUGAUGCUGAGCGUGGCAUGCGCAGCACGCGUAUCCCUGUCGCGCCCGGUGUCGCCCGAAUGACCUUCAAUAUAAUGAAGAAACAUAUGUCCAGAGAAACGUAUAUGUCGCCAAUCGGCGAUAGGCUCCAAAGCUUUUCAUCUCUAAUUGAUGCCUCCUUACCUCAUUUGUAGAAUAUACGAGCUGUGUAUGCACGAAAGUAGUAUUUUAGUUCAGAAUUAAAUUUAUUUUUCUCAAUUGCUGUAGUAUAAUUAGAGUAUUAUCCUUUAAUACGUUCUCCAAACAAGCACAAAAAUUAGACAUUUGUGUUAAGACAUCGUAGAUCAUAGGAGAACGUUAAGUUAAUUCUUAUCGUUUGACACUGAGUUAGAAAAUGAUUUCAAUCUGUGUUUACUAUUUUCGUUAAAGGGACCUUGAGCUCCAAUUACUUCAUAGGCUAUCAUUGAAGACGUGUGACGUUUAUGAACUUUGACAUGUUUAUCGGAUAAGGUAGCCGGUUCUUGCUUGACGACUAGGAGCAAGGAGCCAACAAGGAGCGGUUCAUUGCAUUCCUGUCGAAUCCUUUAUGCUUUCGCUCUGACUGCAGCAAGCAAAACCUACGCGCGAUUUCCAGUUGCUGGAGUGUAAUUGAGGUGAACACGUGAUAAUAAUUAAACAUUUUCACCAUGGCAACUGAAGGAGAAACAUUUGGCAAACUGCUCUCCGGAACUGAGAUAGCAAAGGAAAUAAGAGCAUCACUGGCAACUGAAGUGGCAGAACUCUCUAAACAAAUACCAAACUACAAGCCUGGGCUAGCAAUUGUCCAGGUGGGAGGGCGUGAAGAUUCAAAUGUGUACAUUAGAAUGAAAAUAAAAGCUGCUCAGGAAAUUGGAAUUGAUGCAGUUCAUGUUAAACUACCAAAAUCAAUAACAGAAACAGAGUUGUUGAUGAAACUUGAAAAGUUAAAUAAUGAUCCUAAUGUUCAUGGAAUAAUUGUGCAAAUGCCACUAGAUUCUGAUAAUCCAAUUGAUGCCCACUUAAUUACUGAUGCUGUGAAACCAGAAAAAGAUGUUGAUGGGCUUAAUACAAUUAAUGAAGGGAAAGUUGCAGUUGGAGAUUUGACUGGAUUUUUGCCUUGCACACCCAAUGGAGUCAUGGAACUUAUUAAAAGGAGCGGUAUCAAGAUUGCUGGUUCGAACGCUGUUGUAUUAGGCCGAAGCAAAAUUGUUGGCACACCUGCUUCAGAGUUACUCAAAUGGCAUCAUGCUACUGUCACUGUUUGCCAUUCAAAGACAAAAAAUCUGGAUCAGGAGAUAUCCAGAGCUGAUAUCCUUGUUGUUGCUGUUGGUGUACCUCAAAUGGUAAAAGGCCACUGGAUAAAGCGAGGAGCAGUUGUUAUUGAUUGUGGAAUAAAUUCGAUUCGUGAUCCUUCUAAGAAAUCCGGCUCUCGGUUGGUUGGUGAUGUCGCCUUUGAAGAAGCUAAAGAAGUAGCUUCUUACAUUACUCCUGUGCCAGGAGGAGUUGGACCACUUACUGUUGCUAUGUUAAUGAAAAACACAGUUUUAUCAGCCCAGAGAGCUGCCAAAAAGCUUCUGAAUACAACCUGGAAUUUAAGGUUGUUACCAAUUACACCAGCUACACCAGUGCCAAGGGAUAUAGUUAUAGCACGAGCACAAGAGCCAAAAAAUAUUAGUCAGUUGGCUAAUGAAAUUGGACUACUUCCUAGUGAAGUGCAUCUUUAUGGAGAUAAGAAAGCAAAAGUUAAUCUUUCAGUUUUGAAGAGAUUGGAGUUACAGAAGCCUGGAAAAUUUGUUGUAGUUGCUGGUAUUACUCCAACACCACUGGGUGAAGGUAAAAGCACAACAACGAUUGGUUUAGUGCAAGCCCUUGCUGCUCACAAGAAGAAAAAUGCUUUUGCAUGUGUGCGUCAACCUUCUCAAGGACCAACGUUUGGCAUCAAAGGAGGUGCAGCUGGAGGAGGAUAUUCCCAAGUAAUACCAAUGGAUGAGUUCAAUUUGCAUCUCACUGGUGACAUUCAUGCAGUGACUGCAGCAAACAACUUGUUAGCUGCGCAAAUUGAUGCCAGAAUAUUUCAUGAAGCUACUCAAAAUGAUAAGGGUUUGUUUGACAGACUGGUUCCAGCAAAAAAUGGCAAAAGAUCAUUUUCCAAAAUUCAGUUGCGGCGCCUGCAAAGACUUGGAAUUAAUAAAACAAAUCCUGAGGAUUUAACAGAAGAAGAACAAAGGAAAUUUGCUCGUCUUGACAUUGAUCCCAAGUCUGUUACGUGGCAAAGGGUGGUUGACACAAACGACAGAUUUCUAAGAAAAAUUACUAUUGGUCAGUCUCCCAGUGAAAAGGGCCACACUCGUGAAACUGGGUUUGCUAUGACUGUUGCCAGUGAAAUAAUGGCUAUAUUAGCCCUAGCUGAAAACUUGGAAGACAUGAAGCAGCGUCUUGGAAAAAUUGUUGUUGCAGUAGACAAGCAAGGACAGCCUGUUUGUGCUGAUGAUUUGGGUGCAACUGGUGCCAUGGCAAUCCUUCUAAAAGAUGCCAUUCAGCCAACGCUAAUGCAGUCUCUGGAAGGCACCCCUGUGCUUGUGCAUUGUGGUCCCUUUGCCAACAUUGCCCAUGGUUGUUCAUCUGUAAUUGCUGAUAAAGUGGCCUUGAAACUUGUUGGCCCCGAGGGAUUUGUGGUCACAGAAGCAGGAUUUGGAUCUGACAUAGGAAUGGAGAAGUUUUUUAACAUUAAAUGUCGCUCAUCAGGCCUUGUGCCAAAUCUUGUGGUGUUGGUUGCAUCUGUAAGAGCUUUGAAGAUGCACGGCAAUGGACAUCCUGUCGUUCCUGGAAUUCCUUUGCAUGAUGAUUACGUUCAUGAAAAUAUUGAGCUUGUAAAGAAAGGACUUCCGAAUCUUCAGCAGCAUAUACAAAAUUGCAUUAAGUUUGGUGUUCCAGUUGUGGUUGCAAUCAAUAAGUUUAGCUCUGACACUGCUGCAGAACUCAAAGUAAUAAAGGAGGCUGCUCUGUCCUGUGGUGCAGCUUCUGCAGUUGUUUGUAAUCAUUGGGCUGAAGGAGGGCUUGGAGCUGCUGACUUGGCAGAUAGUGUCAUACAACAAACAUGCCAUCCUACAGGAAACAUGAGAUUCCUGUAUGAUUUAACCAUUCCCUUGGAAGAAAAAAUUACUAUAAUAGCGCAGCAAAUGUAUGGAGCAGGGAAUGUGGAAUUGUCUCCUCAUGUACAGAAAAUGUUGCAGACAUAUACUGAACAAGGAUACCACAAUUUACCUAUCUGCAUGGCAAAGACUUCCAACUCACUGACAGGUGAUCCGAGCAUAAAAGGUGCCCCUAAGGGUUUCACUUUGAAAGUGAAUGAUGUGUUCAUUUCUGUUGGUGCUGGAUUUGUUGUGACUGUGGUUGGUGAGAUUUCUAGACUUCCAGGCCUUGGGGUGCGACCUAAUAUAUAUGACAUGGAUCUGGAUACUGAAACUGAAGAAAUUGAAGGAUUGUUUUGAGAAAUUAUGCAUUUGGAGAAAUUAAAGACUGUUUUGUGAUAAGCAGUUGUUGCAUGUUACAAAUGUAAUUAAGAAAUAUAUAUUUUUAUAAAAUCUUUGAUUACUGGAAAUAUACGAAACUAAGAUUUACAAUUUACUAUUGCACUAGUAUUUGUAUAAUAAUUGUUGUUUUGUUUUGUGUAAUGUCUAGAAUAAGAAAAUCAUUAAAGAAUAGGAUAAGAAAAUUGUUAAAGCCUAAUAUCACUAUUAAAUGUUUGCACUUCAAAAUGAGUUGGUAUUUUUUGUUUUUGUAAUGGACAUUAGAUGUGAUGAAAUGACGAAUGAAUGUUUAAUGAGCAAGUGAAAGUUAUCAAUGUUGCAGGGGGUAUAUGUAGUGACAAGUAUAGUAGAACCUCACUAACUUGAUACAAGGUGGACUAUGAGAGUAUUCAAUCAUACAGAUCAACAGAAAUUAAUAGGCAAAGCCCUUUUUAUUUUUUAAUUUAAAAACUUAACAGUAUUCAACACUAACAUAAUAAAAUGACUAACAUUAACAUAACUGUAUACCAUCCAAAAAAAUGAUUCAAACAAACUAGUAUUUGUGGAAAUUCUAUGAUUAAACAAAAAUAAUCAUGAUGGAAACAUCUCUUGAUUGUUGACUAUUUUUUACUUUCUUUUGAAUUCAAUUUCUGCCUCAUCAAUUGAAGGAAAACCACAUCUAUUACAGAAGGCCCUGUUGCUCUAAAUCUUUUAAGAUUCGCUCAAUGCACUUCACAUCUUCCCAGUGGCUCAUUUCUUUUUGUUGACCAAUUUCCUAUUCUUCCUAACAUUCAAUAUCAGAAUGUUGUAAUCUUAUCCAAAAUGAAAAAUGCUUUUAUCAAGAGAUUCUUAGGCCCUAAAAUGCAAUAACCCGAGGGCCAAUAAUUGGCAAAAGCACCCUCUGAAAAUGGAUUCCUGCAUCCAUGUAUUGUGCUGUUUUCGAUACCAGGUUAUCAACAAGCUGAAUCCACUAUCUGGGCAAAGUAUUUUUUUUAAACUUGUGACUUCUUAAUUUUUCCAAGUAGGUCAAUCCUUUUGUUGCACUGCUCCUCACAACAAUAAUAUACUGUGCUUAAUUUCUACUAGGACUUUAGUUUAACUUGCCACCAUUACUGAAAGCAGCAACCAUGAAGCUUUGCCUCCUUUUGAAACAACCAUGGCUGGCCCCUUGAGCUGCAGAGGUGGUGAGUGUCAGGUCAAGCUGCAGCAACUUUCCCGUUUCUGUGUUUUUUCCAUUCAAGAGUUUGUGGGUGGGGUGGGCAGAGAAAUGAAUGGACCAGCGAAACAUCUCCAGGCGAUUCUAUCACUUGGAACAACGUGCGCUUAAGAAACAAAACUGUAAUACUGAAAAUGUCGAGGGAAGUUUUGACUCAUUUAUUAUCAGCAACGUAACUAUAAUUAUUAUUUAAUGAAAGAGAGAGAAAAAUCUGAAAGAUUUCUCGUGAAAAAUUACAACCUAGCUCUUCAUUAUUUAUAACAAUAAUAAUAUUUUUAUGAAUCCUGCAGAUUAAACACAUACAAUGGUUUUAAUAAAAUCAAUAAAAAUAUCAAUAGUGUAAAUAAGUUGUAAAUUAAUAAUUAAUGAAAAUGAUUAAUAAAAACAAAAUAUUAUUUCUCUAAAAUGACAAUGAACUGACCAUAUAGAAAAUGCCCAAAGUGACAACCAUUUUCCAAGACAGACGUUUAUUUUUUUCAAAGUAGCAACUGCAACAUGUUUACAACAGACAGGAACGGGACAGAAUAAGUGCUUUCUUUUUCUUCCAUCUAUAAUUAGCCAAAUUCUCACAGCUUGAAAUCUUAGGGCAUGUGGCAGGGGGCCACUAAAAGUGAAAGGGAUGCUGAAGAUAUUUCACAUGUUGCCUAAUUGCCAAAAUGAGUUUUCCCUGACAUGGGUUGCAAGUUUAACUAAAGACCUGGUAUUGUACCUUGGGACUUUUUUGUUUUCUUUCGUUUUUGUCUUUAUAUUCAAAGCUUAACUUUUAAUUGCAAGCAUUCAAAAAAAAACAAGCCUUUUUCAUCAUAAUUAUAAUUAGUGAGCUUUUAGACCUUUUAUUUCACCUUUAUCCGAUCUUCUCUGUGCAUGUAACUUUAUUUCCUAUAAAACUCUCAGUUAGUUCCAGAUCAUCUUGAUCAUUACAUCACAAAAAAAACUUUAAUUCUUCUUGCAAAUGUUCAAAUGAGACAAUUGAGCUCUGUUGAGUUUGUGAGGGUUUUGUGGAGUGAUAAUUACGUUUUUGUUAGCAAAUAUUAUGUAUAGUUUAAUGGUGUUGGAAAUUAUUAUUAAGAAUUAAAUUAUAAUUGUUAUAA
Molecule: messenger RNA, 6286 nt
Organism: Gryllus bimaculatus (two-spotted cricket)
Lineage: Eukaryota; Metazoa; Arthropoda; Insecta; Orthoptera; Gryllidae
Source: the annotation of a GenBank genome assembly